GGCCAAGACCCCAACGGAAACGAGAGCCAAAGCCGACCGCUUCAGUUGCUUGCUUCUGGCACCGAGGCAGCAAGAAGCCAAGAACUCGCUCGUCGACCAAUCCGACUGCCCGUCAACCUCUUGGUAACCCGUUCGACGAAAUGCCCCCGAAGGAUGCAGCGGCGCAGGGGGCGCCAGGAGGCGGUGGCCGUGGCGUCGAUCGCCUCAGCGGCCUCCGGGACGAGACCCUCUUCCGGGUUAUGGCGCACCUCAAGGCGUGGGAGGCGGUGCGCACGUGCGUGCUAUCCACGCGGUGGCGCAAGCUGUGGGCCUCCGCGGGCCACCUCGACAUCCGCCAGCCGUGCCUCUGCGCCGGCCGCGGCGUCCUCCCCGCCGCCCGGCUCGAGAGGCGCGAGGUGAAGUUCAGCGUGUUCGUCAAGACCCUGCUGCUACGGCGUCGGCCGCUGGUGCCUCUGGAGUCGCUCCGCCUCUGCUGGAGCCACGAGACGGUCCACGGCGGCGCCAACAUCUGGGUCGCCCACGCCGUCAGGCGCGGCGCCGUGGAAAUCGAGCUCUCCGGGAAGCAUCACAACAAGUACCCGUCGCCGGAGUGCAUGAACUUCAUCGCUCGCGACAGCGAUACCGUCACAAUCCGCCUCAAGAUCUUGAAGCUUAUCCAUAUCCGGCUGGAUGGCACCACCCUCACGCAGCUCUGCUCUAGGUGCACUUGCUUGGAAGAACUAGAGCUCAAGGAUUGUCAAAUACUGGAGGCUCCGGAGAUCCGGUCCACCAUGCUCAAGUGUUUGACCAUGAUCAGGUGCCAAAUCCGUAAAGGCCUCUCCGUUCAUGCUCCGAACCUUGUUGCCCUGCAGUUCAGCAGAAAUUUUUGGCAUGUUCCCUGGAUCCAGAACUUGGGAUUGCUAGCGGCAUCCAAUAUCUACCUACAGGCACCGCAUAAGUACAAUAUCUACCUACAGGCACCGCAUAAGUACACUGAGUGCUCCGACCUCAGUUCUUGCAACCUUAAGAUCUUGAAGCUCUCAUGUGUCAAGCUGGAUGACACCACCCUCGAACAGCUCUAUUCCAGGUGCACUUCUUUGGAAGAGCUAGAGCUUAUUGAUUGUUCGGUGGUUGGCAAAAAGAUUCAAUCAACCUCAUUGAGGUGUUUGACUAUGAUCGACUGCAAAUUCGCUAUUGGGUCAUGGGUUAAUGUUCCGAACCUUCUCUCUUUGCGCUGCACCAGACCAUUUCAACAAGUUCCUUGCUUCUGGAACAUGAAAUUUCUAGUCACAGCAAUUAUUGCACUCGAUGACUCCUGCAUACCUAGUGAUAGUUGGUGGACAUGGGCGGACGAUCACAAAGAUGAAUCUGAUCAUGAUGGUGACUUUUUUGCACAUUCUAGGGCUGAGGACUCUGAUGAUAAUGGUGAAUUUUUUGAUAAUGAAUCCAAUCACUUUUUUGAAUAUUCUGGGGCUGAGGACUCUGAUGAUAAUGGUGAAUUUUUUGAACAUUCUGGGGCUGAAGACUCUGAUGUUAACAGUGAUAAUGAAUCUGAUCCGAAUGAAGAAGAUGAAUCUGGUAUUGAUGGUGCUCAUUCUGGUGCUGAGGAGUCGGAUGAUAACAUCGAUGUUGGCAUUGAGAAAUCUGGUGAUGACAAUGAUGAUGAAUCUUACCUUAAUGAUAACACUUUUGCACAUGCUGGUGCUGAAGACUCUGACGAGAAUCAUGGUUCUGGACCUGGUGAUGAGGUCGAUGGCUGUACUGUGCGCUAUGAUGAGAUUGCAGAGGAGUAUAAUGGUGAUUGUGGAGGAAUGUUUGGGGGAUACGGUAUGCUUUGCAGCCUCUCUAAUGUUAGAAAAAUGGCCCUAUCAGCUCAUUCAGGAGAGGUGUUGCUCAUGAGGGAAUCAAAAUUGUGUCCUGACUUCAAAAACCUGAAGACUCUAUCCCUUGGUGAAUGGUGUAUAACUCCUGACUUUGAUAUAUUAGCACGCGUACUUCAGAGCUCACCAAACUUGGAGAACCUUUUUGUUCACCUCGACAUGGCCAACAAGAGCAGAGUGGACUUCGAUAAAAGGGCAAGUUUGUUUGUGUCCACUAACCUGAAGAAAGUGGAGAUCACAUGCUGUAAGCAUAAUAAAAUGGUCGACAUAUUGGCAGAGCUCUUCCGCGUGAAUAUCGUAACAAACAAGAAGGUUUUUGUCCAUCACACUGCCUGCACUUGUGAUGUCAAUAGAGGUACAGGUUCUCAGGCAAAGCGCAAGGCACAAACUGAAGCUAAGAAGAGACCAGUAAAGCAGAUAAGACCAGGAAACUGAGGAAAGCACCAGCUGAUGAGGGUAAGUUGGUGCGACAGUGCAUUUGUGUUGGUGAAGUCAGUGAGUUGGGCAGCUUUUUGCCGUCCCACUGUGUCAGUGAGUUUUUUAGUUUGGCCUGUAUUCUGCAGGAAAGAUUGUGGCAGAACUUGUGAUGCGUUUUCCGAUUGUGCAUCUACAUUUCAGUGUAGGUAUGAGUGUAAAUGUGUUCCUUGGUUGAAUGGAAAGGGCUGAGUGAAAUUCAGAACGUACAUUGACUAAAAAAGCUCCAGAUGUCCUCUGCUGAGGAGCAAUGUUUACUGAAUAAAUCUGGUGACAGAAUUUGACCUGA
Molecule: messenger RNA, 2622 nt
Organism: Setaria italica (foxtail millet)
Lineage: Eukaryota; Viridiplantae; Streptophyta; Magnoliopsida; Poales; Poaceae
Exons: 4
Coding region: 141-2294 (717 amino acids)
Molecular function (GO): protein binding
Source: RefSeq, a predicted model, not a curated record